This is a messenger RNA of Apus apus (common swift), 10149 nucleotides long. RefSeq names its product ubiquitin specific peptidase 19 (gene USP19). Gene Ontology annotation, molecular function: cysteine-type deubiquitinase activity. The transcript has 26 exons. The coding region runs from base 3673 to 7980 and encodes 1435 amino acids. Lineage: Eukaryota; Metazoa; Chordata; Aves; Apodiformes; Apodidae. Gene Ontology annotation, biological process: protein deubiquitination. The record is from RefSeq and is a predicted model, not a curated record.
UGAGGAGCGGGGACGCCGGCGGGUCACGGCAGGACGGGCUGUGCGCGGCAGCUGCGGGGCUGGGCCGCUGCCUGCGGUCGAUGCUCUGCCUGCCCGCGGCCAUCGCCUGUGCCCGCGGUGGCCCCGUCUGAGCCCCUGGGCAGAAGCACCGUUCCUCAUCCCUCUCCCCUUUCCGAACGCCCGAGGCCGGGCAGCAGCGCAGGAUGGGCCUGCAGCCCGCUGCCUACUCAAGUCAUCUUCCCCAGAGACUGCCAGAGCCUGGGGGGAGCUGGGCCCGCUGGGCUCCCAGUACAGCACAGCUGCUCUCAUGGUGCUCUGGGGACACAAUGAUUUCCAGAAGGGUUGGAAAUGUGACAUGUGGCAGUGUUGGGCACCUGCCCUAAGCAGCUCUGUGCUUGUCCUGGCUCAGGCUGUGUGUCAGGCAUGCUGAGAAACUGAAGUAAGGAGAUGAGCUUGAGUCUGGAGGUUUCUGAUCCUUUGAGGGGACAAGGAGCAGAAGGUGACAGAAGUACUUGUGUGCAUGAGGAGAAGUGUGUCUGUAUUUGGGAUCUGGAGCAGCCAAAAGGCUGUGGGAGGAGGAGGAGGCUUUUGGUCAGCCUCCACAGCUGUCCCAGGAAAGGCCUAGGGGUGCUGGGUGGGGGUUGCUGCAGGCAAGACCCAGGACCCUCUUCCUGCCAAGUGCUGAAUGUGCCCCAGACAUGGAGAGCUAAUUGUGUCUUGUUGUGCACCUUCUGCUGUCACUCCCUCAGCAUUUACACCAGCCUCGUCUGGCCCUUGCAGUGGGAAGGGGUGGCCCCUCUCUUUGGCUUCUUCUUCCUAUUCCUACAUUCUCCUUUUCCUCUGGCCAGUGAAAGUGUUUGUGCAGCCCCAGCAUGAACCGGGUUGGGGAGCUGCUCUUGGGUAAGACCAGCUUGGCAGAAGCAGCUUCGCUCUGGCGGGUGUUUCGGUCUGGUCUGCGCUGCAGCCACGUGGGUGCUCACACCAGCACCAAGCCUGGGAGAGCAGAGGGCAAGGAGGCACCUCCUCUCUCAGCACUAUGGCCAGGCUUUCUCUCAGCUUGGAGGAGGAUUGAGUAAAGGUUUUGUACGAGCCCCUCGGGUGCUUCUGGAAGGCACAUCUGGCAUCCAGCCAAGCCUGCCUUUUACCAUCUCUCACCUCAGCAGCUCCUACCUUCAUGGGGCCAAAAAACUCUGUGCCCCAGCACCCCUGGGGGCUGGCUGCACAUUUCCUGAUGGUAGAGAAGCAGAAAGUCUGGAGGGGUUAGAACAGAUGACUGGGAGUCACCUGUGCUUUGUCUGCACUCCUCCCAAACCCCGCGGUGCCUGCGGCGGCCGGGGGGGGCAUCAGCCCGGCAGCUGGAGUCAGGCAGAGCCCCAGCCCUGCUGCCUGCCUGCCGUUAGAAAUAACUGUCUGCAGGGUGCCUGAGGGAGCUGAGCCCUCGGUGAGGCAUGCGGCAGCAGCCUUCUCCCAGGGGAGUGACGAGCAGACACGUGGCCCAGCCUCUCUCCCUCACCCCUGCUUGGAAGGGUAAUAAUCCUUUUUCAGCCUCCAGGACCCCUCUUGGAGCUUGCUGCCAAAACUGCCCCACAGUUACCCUGUGCCACCACUCUGGAGGUGGUUGAACACCACCUUGCCCUGCACAGAGCAGUCGCUGCUUCUUGUCUCCCACUCCUUGCAGGUUUUUCACCUUAUAGGUAAAAGAAAUUCAGGAAAACCCACUUUCCUGCAUUGGCAAGCCCAGGUUAAGCUUUCACAGUGCCGGGGGGUGCCUGUGGCCAUGCUGUGUUGGUGGGGACUGGAGCUGAGCAGUGGUGUGUGGCUGGCAGCAGCAGAGGCCUGGCCUCGGGAACCGUGGCCAUGUUUGCCCCUGCCAGAGGCCCUUCCCAUUUGCUCGGCAGCCAGAGGUGUUGGGAGACCCAGCAUGUGCAGCAGCUCGGGGGUGUCACUGCUGUCCUCCCACAUUCCUCCAAGUUCUCCGGGGCUGGCGCUGGGCCCUGCUCAGUGUUCUGUCUCCACAUCGUUUCGGGCCCCUCCACCACGGGUGUGGGAGUUGCCUGUGCCCGGCUGCCGGGCUGGACUCGGCGCUGGAGCUUCGCGCUUGGCUUGAGGGCGGGGUGAUCUGAGGAGGAAGGGCUCGCCUGCGGGGGGGGCUGGCGUUGCCAGCGCUGAGGACAGGCAGGACUGCUUCACUCUCUGCAGGCCCUUGCAGUUUGUGGCUAUGACUUCACCUUUGUGGCUACUUACUGCCCCAAGCAUUUCUAGAAGACAAACACCUUGGGACCUGGAGCAGGCAGUGCAGAGCUGCCAGCCCAUUCCCUCUGGCUGAGCACUUCCCUUGGAGCUGCUUCCUGCCCUGGCUGAGCCUGAGCAGACCUGUAGAAGUUGUGGGGUCUGUGCUCAGUGGAGCUGUGCUAGGCCAAGACACUAUUGGGCUCAGCUCUGCAUCCUCAGACGGGAGCUGGGUGAGGGAUGAGGUGUGAAUUGGUGCACGAGCUGCUGCUGCUGCUGGCACCUGGGGGUGGGCAGGGUGCCUGUGGCUGGGCCUGCUCUCCUGCAGCAAAGCCCUGCAGCCAAGAGGGCACUACCAGGGUCAGGGUCUGCAGGAAGGGAGGAAGCUUUCCCAGCUCUCUGCUCUCACUGCCUCCACUGAGGCACCUCAAGUGGGACCGUUUUCAGCAGGCUGAUCCGGCUCUCUGCUACUGAGGCCAUGAACACCUGAGGGCAAAGUUUCACUGGAGAGUGAAACUGAGACCAGCCCUCAGGCCAGCAGCUCCCAGACCCCAUAGGGGAGCUGGCUCUGCCUGGGAGGGCAUAUCAGAGGGGGCAGGAGCACAGAGCAGAGGUGUCCUGUUUCCAGGCCAGGCCCUGCUGGCGCUGUCUGUAAACCAGCGGGAGAUGAAUAUACAAGGUGCAGUCAUCCCCUCUGGUGGGUGGAGCAGGAGGAACUCUCCUCUUGCCAGGGACCGCUCUCAUCUGUCACGGGAGACUGUCCUGGGCCUGCUCCUGCUUCUCCCCUUUCUUCCUUCUUAGGGCGUUACUGGCUCCUGAUCCCACCCUCUCACAUGAGGCACUGUUUGACUGAAAUAGCUGCUGCUCCCAGCCAUGGGGCCAGCUGCCCCAGCUGACCUCGGAGCCUCGAUUUUGCAGAUCGAGGCCUCCACGUGUCCUCACCCUCAGCUCUGCCUCCGGGUGAUGUUAGUGCCAGCAGCUGCUCUGGGCCAGUGUUGCUGUAGUGGGAGCCAUGAGUAUGACAAUUGCUUUCCAGGUUUUUAAUGUGUGCCAUAUACAGAAGACCUCCGGGUGUAUCUUGGGAGCUCUGACAAGGCCAUGCUUUUGGCAGUAAGUGUUGUGACAGCUGUGAUGAGGUAGGUUUCCUCACCGAGCGCGGUGUGGGGCUUUCCGCAAACGCCACAGCAAAGGUCACGCGAGGGCACUGGCCCUGGAAGGGCCUGGCGCCGGGGCAGAGAGCAGAUUCUGAUGCUGUUGGGCCUUCUCCACCCGCUCCUCUUGCCACAAUCACUCUCUCCUCUCUUUAGGCCACUAGUUCCUUGCCAGAGAGUUUGACCACAGAGAGUCGCCAAGAUAGCUGGGCCAGGAAGAAAACGUCGCACCCCUGACCCAGACUCCAUCACCGACCCCGGCGGGCCGUUUGUGUCCUCCAAACGGCUGAAAAUGUCCAGCAGUACCAAUGCCCCUGGCCAAAGGAGAGUGUCUCGGGGCUUGGAUGAUGCCACCAACAAGAAGAAGCAGAAGGAUCGAGCCAACCAGGAGAGCAAGGAAGUGUCUCGCCCUGAGCUCGAGCAGGCUGAGACUGCCCAGGAGAAAGACUCCGAGGAGGAGCUGCUGCUGGACUGGAAGCAGAAUGCUGACGAGAUCAUUGUCAAGCUGAACUUGGGCAGUGGAGCUCUGAAGGUAGAGGAUGUGGAUGCUGCUUUCAGUGACAGGGACUGCGUGGUCAAACUACCAGACGGGCGCCAAUGGAGCUGUCAGUUCUACGAGGAGAUUGAGGGCUCCUGUAGCAAGAUCCAGUACAAGAAGGGGAACUUUCUACACCUUGUGCUUCAGAAGAAGAUCCCACUCCAUACCUGGUCUUCGCUUCUGAAGAGAAGGAAAGAUGGAUCCAAAGAACUGGCCAAAGGGACCACGUGCUGGGAGAAUGGGAAGGAGAAGGCUACUUCUGCAGAGCUGGCCUCCGAAGAGCCAAGGGCUGAAGGUGCAGAGCCCCAGAGGUCCCGGCAGGAGCCCUCCAACCCCAAGCGUGCCCCCGGAAGAAGCGAGGCCCUGGGAGGGAAAAGCCCAGCCAGCCCAGGGACACAGAGCGGCCCCAGCGCCAAGCGGGCAGUGUACCUCAAAGGGGCUCACACUGAAGAGGAGCUGAAUGCCAGAGUCACGGGGAGCGUGGAGCCCAGCAAGGGGCACAGCGGGAGAGCAGGUGGCCGCCGCAACGGCAGAGCCAGCCAGGUCGAUGUGCCCACAGCCCUGGCGGACCUCGCACCCCCGCUGGAGAAGGCUGUGGCUUUGGCCAAGGAGACUGUUCCCAUGGAGAUGCCACCUCUCAUGCCUACCACAGAGGUGUUCCCCCACCAUGUAGCCACCUGUGUGGAGAAGAGAGUCCUGCAGCCAGGCAGCCCCGCCGAGGCCUUGCGGGGCCGGGACUGCACACCUGUCCUGGGAGAGAGCUCUAAGGCUGUCCCAGUGGCUACCCCUCCCUUGGGCAGAGACAGUGAGAAGAGGGACUGGUCCAAAGAUGACGUGGCUCUGGAAGCAGCAGCUGACAAGCCAGAGCCUUUUGUGAGCCUGACUUUUGUCAAGAAUGACUCAUAUGAGAAGGGCAACGACCUGGUGGUAGUCCAUGUCUAUGUGAAGGAGAUCCACAAGGAAACGUCCAAGGUGUUGUUCCGGGAGCAAGACUUCACGCUGGUGUUCCAGACAAGUGACACAAACUUCCUUCGCCUCCAUCCUGGCUGUGGACCCCACACAGUGUUCCGGUGGCAGGUGAAGCUCAGGAACCUUAUUGAGCCGGACCAGUGCACAUACAACUUCACAGUGUCUCGCAUUGACGUCUGCCUGAAGAAGCGCCAGAGCCAGCGCUGGGGAGGGCUGGAGGCUCCUGCCACACGAGGUGCAGUGGGUGGUGCAAAGGUUGCCAUGCCUACAGGCCCUACCCCUCUGGACAAGAAUCCCCCAGGCAGUAACCAGCACCCCCUGUCCAGCAAGGAAGAGGCCCGAGCCAGCGACAAAGAGAAGCCACGUGUGGAAGAUGGAGGUCUGGAUGGUGUAGCAGCCCGUACAGUCCCAGAGCAUGUGGCAGUGAAGCAAGAGCCCCACAUCCCCUCGCCCAAACCAACAUGCAUGGUGCCACCAAUGACACACAGCCCUGUGAGCACUGAGAGUGUGGAGGACGAUGAGGAUGAGGAUGAGAAGAAGAAGGUGUGCCUGCCUGGCUUCACAGGGCUGGUGAACCUGGGUAACACCUGCUUCAUGAACAGUGUCAUCCAGUCCCUCUCCAACACCCGGGAGCUGCGUGACUACUUCCAUGAUCGGUCCUUUGAGUCAGAAAUCAACUACAACAACCCUCUGGGGACAGGGGGACGCCUGGCCAUCGGCUUUGCCAUGCUGCUGCGAGCGCUGUGGAAGGGCACACACCAUGCCUUCCAGCCCUCUAAACUGAAGGCAAUCGUGGCCAGCAAGGCCAGCCAGUUCACUGGCUAUGCCCAGCACGAUGCUCAGGAGUUCAUGGCCUUUUUACUUGAUGGCCUGCACGAGGACCUCAACCGCAUCCAGAACAAGCCCUACACAGAAACUGUUGACUCAGAUGGGAGGCCUGAUGAGGUGGUAGCUGAGGAGGCCUGGCAGCGACAUAAGAUGAGGAAUGACUCAUUUAUUGUGGACCUCUUCCAGGGCCAGUACAAAUCCAAGCUGGUGUGCCCAGUGUGUUCCAAGGUGUCCAUUACCUUUGACCCCUUCCUGUACCUCCCUGUGCCCCUCCCACAGAAGCAGAAGGUGCUGACUGUCUACUACUUUGCAAAGGAGCCACACAAGAAACCCAUCAAGUUUCUCGUGAGUAUCAGCAAGGAGAACUCCAGUGCCAUGGAGGUGCUUGACUCGGUGGCUCACAGUGUGCGUGUGAAACCAGAGAACCUGCGCCUGGCAGAGGUGAUCAAGAAUCGCUUCCACCGCAUGUUUCUGCCGUCCAACUCGUUGGACACUGUUUCUCCCACGGACAUGCUGCUCUGCUUCGAGGUGCUGUCCCCAGAGCUGGCCAAGGAGCGGGUGGUGGAGCUGCAGGUCCAGCAGCGUCCACAGGUGCCCAGUGGCCCCGUCGCCAAGUGUGCUGCCUGCCAGAAGAAGCAGCUGUCAGAGGAUGACAAGCUCAAGCGCUGCACGAGGUGCUAUCGAGUCGGUUACUGCAACGUGGUAUGUCAGAAGACGCACUGGCCAGACCACAAGGCUUCGUGCCGUCCAGAGAACAUCGGUUUCCCCUUCCUCAUCAGCGUGCCUGAGUCCCGCCUCACCUACGCCCGCCUGGCCCAGCUGCUGGAGGGCUACGCAAGGUACUCAGUCAGUGUGUUCCAGCCUCCAUUCCAGCUGGCCCGGAUGUCACCAGAGCAGGAGCUGCAGCCUCUCCUCCCAGACAAGUUGGAGCCCCUGGCCAAGAGCAGCUGUGCAGCAGCCACCUCUGUCCCUGAGCUGGGAGAUGGGGACAACAGGCCUUCCACUCUCCUGCAGGAGCCCCCACUCUCACCAGCUGUGCCUGAGCUGCACCCAGAGCUGGGGGAUGCUGGCACUGUCCGGAGCAAGGUCCUGGCAGCCAGAAGUUCCCUGCUGAGCUUGGAUUCAGGCUUCUCUGAGCACAUGGAAUCGCAGGGCGACAGCUGUUGUGAGAAGGAGCCGUCCUAUGAGAGAGCCCUCAAGCCAGAAGCUGCCAUCCCUGGGUACCAGCACACUCCAGACUCGCUGAGUGCCCGUGCCACGCCGUUCUACAUCAACAAGAUCGACAGUGCCAACCGAGAGCACAAGCUGGAAGAUAAAGGUGACACCCCCCUGGAGCUAACAGAUGACUGCUCUCUUGCACUGGUGUGGAAGAACAAUGAGCGCCUCAAGGAGUAUGUGUUGGUGGAGUCCAAGGAGCUGGAGUGCGUGGAGGACCCGGGCUCGGCCAGCGAAGCAGCCCGGGCUGGUCACUUCACCCUGGAGCAGUGCCUCAAUCUCUUCACUAAGCCCGAAGUCCUGGCCCCGGAGGAAGCGUGGUACUGCCCCAAGUGCAAGCAGCACCGUGAGGCCUCCAAGCAGCUGAUGCUCUGGCGGUUGCCCAAUGUCCUCAUCAUCCAGCUCAAGCGCUUCUCCUUCCGUAGCUUUAUUUGGAGGGACAAGAUCAAUGACAUGGUGGACUUCCCUGUCCGGAGCUUGGACCUGAGCAAGUUCUGCAUCGGCCGAAAGGGUGAGCAGCAGCUGCCUAUGUAUGACCUGUACGCUGUGAUCAACCACUACGGGGGCAUGAUUGGGGGGCACUACACAGCGUACGCCCGCCUGCCCAACGACAAGAACAGCCAGCGCAGUGACGUGGGCUGGCGGCUCUUCGACGACAGCACAGUCACCACCGUGGAGGAGAGCCAGGUGGUAACCAGAUACGCGUAUGUCCUCUUCUACCGCCGGAGGAACUCUCCUGUGGAGAGACCCCUGCCCGGGCACCCCCCAGACCACCGCGCCGAGCGCACCCCCUCCACCGAAGCUGCUGCCAGCCAGGCUUCUCUGAUCUGGCAGGAACUGGAGGCUGAAGAACAAGAACUGCAACUCGAGGCUCCUCAAAGGCCUGCAAGAAGCUCCUGGAGGCCCUGUGGCCAGAAGCAUAGUCCAGGCACCCCCCAGCACCCAGAUGAAGGCUGUGCCAGAUACUUUGUCCUGGCCACUACGGCCGCAAUUGUGGCUCUCUUCCUGAAUGUUUUCUACCCACUCAUUUACCAAACCCGCUGGAGAUAGGCACGGGCACUCAGCCAGCUGCAGGAGCAGGGCUGCCGGAGCACGCGCCGUCCUAAGACGCUAUGCAACGAAGACGUUGGACAGCCAGACAGAAACUGCUGGGAAGGACUCACUGAGGGAAGUGUGGGACCAUUGGCUCCUGCCUGUCUGCUCUGGCAUCUCCUGUGCCAGCUGGCAUGGCCAUCCCCCUGCCUUGCCAAGGCACAGCCCAGAACCAGGAGCCUCUCUGCCCUCCCUCACCCUUGCUGCCCACUGGGAGCAGGGCAGACCUCAUGGCUACCUGUGGCUCAGGAAUGGACGUUGCUGCUGCAGCAUGGCCAGGGCCUGGGAGCCCUCCAGGAACAGUGACCACCUCCACGUGGCUCCCAAGAAUGAAGUGGACACCUGUCAGGAGGCUGCAGCAAGGGCAGGGUGCUCUGACAUGCAUCCUGGUCUGGCUGCCUUUCCCAGCCAUGCUGCUGCGGGAGCCUUGCGCUCCUUGGGGCUGGCAUGUCCCAUGGCUUCUGAGUCAACCUCGUCCCUCCUGCUGGCCUCCCCUGAGCCUCCUGGUGCCAGCUGCCUGCACACUGGGAGCCCCACACCCCGCCCCAAACUCCCAUUAAUGGGCUUGUGAGCUUCCCUGCCGAGCCAGAGGCUCGGCCCUCCUGCAGCUCCUCUCUCUUGGCAGUCUGGGCUGUGGGGUGCCUGUGGUGAGCACCUGCCUCCAUGGGCUGUUGGCUCUCACCAGCCCUCGGCACUGUGGGGCAUGGGAGCUGUCCUUAGUUGGCCCCAGCUGGCUGUGUCCGGGGGAGGUGGCUCUCUGCCAGGGAAGUGUGGUGCAGCACCUCAUUUGCAAGGGGACUGUCCUCCCGUGCUGCGGAAGAGGUGUGGGGUCAGGGAGCGCAGGUGGGACCUUGGUGUGUUAAUAAAGCUGGGUUUUCCAAAGAGAUGCAGCAUCCCUGUCCUGUGUGAUGGGAGACUGCGCUGGAGCCAGUGAUAUUCUUGUGCCUCAGGUGACUCCAGUACAGCACCCUGUGUGGCAGCGGCUGAGUGCUGUGGGGCAGCAGCUCCUGCAUGGCACGUGCAGGGCGUGGGGAGCCCGUUGGGGCUGGCAGCAUGCCGUCCCAUGAGGCUGGGGCACGGCUGCAGCUCCAGCCCUGUCUGACAUUGAGACAUGUUGCCCUUGGCUCAGCGUGGCUCAGACUGCUCCGGCACGUUUGGGUGCGAGAGGUGAUUUCAGAGCCCUGUGACUUCCUUUUCUAUCUCUGCCUCUGUCCCUCUGGCAGUGUCCUUGCCUGGCUUGGGAAGGAUGCUUGACAGGGAAGGGACUCACCUGCUUUUCUGACUGGGGCUUGAGCUGGGCAGUGGGAAGCCCAGGGCUCCCCCUGCCUUCAUCCCACACCCCUCUUGCACAUGUGCCGCCGUGUCCUCCCCACUGAGCAGCUCCCAGCCAGGGAGCCUGGUGGAGCCGUGCCGUGGUCAUGAGAUGCCUGUCCUGGAACAGUUGGCUCAUUGUCUGCAUCCCUGGGACUUGGUGGCUUCCCCCGCUCACCCACAGUGCCUCGUGGGGCUGAGUCAGUGCCCGGCGCCGGUGGGGUGACCUCUGCUCCGGCUGGCACUGGCAGCCUGUGGUUGGGGCCUGCAAGCCCCUGCCUGCACCUGCCUGCCUGCCUGCUCUCUCCAGGGCUAGGUGGCCAGCAACAAGGCUCGGGCUAGGCACUCUAGGCUGUGGAAAUCCCCUCUGGUCCUGUGCCGUUCCUCAGACCCUGGCAGGCGCUGGCAGCCUGCCCUGUGGCUCGCUGCUGCCGCCCGGCUUGGCUGGGUGCCUGUGCCGGGGCGCGGGGCUCUGCUCAGACUGGCCACAGCAGCCCUGGGGCCACGAGUGCCAGGCUGGGGAGAGGCAGCAGUGCCUGGGCCAAGCGUGCUGCAGCCUGGCUGUCCUCCAGCGGGCAGGUGGGGGCUGCCACUUGGGGGCCCUGGGCACUCUGCCCUCCCCCUGCCCUUCCCCUGCCUUGCUGCCAGGGCUGGCAUCUGCUGCUACUCUCUGGGCCACAGGGCUACAUGUGCUGUGUGUGGUACCUGCCCCAAGGGGCUGUAUGUCCCCUCAGGCACCCCAUGGCCCCCUGGGAGCAGGGAGGGAGAAGAUGUAUGACAGGGUACUGGUCUCCCUCUCAUGCCCCCAGUCGUCUC